CGUCAUUGAGGUGCAUUUGUGCGAUAGAUUAUUAAAUUAACCAUGCUAUGCAGCCACAUGAAAAUCUUACAGAUAUAGCAAAACUAUCAAUAUUCAAUCAAUAGAGGUUUAAAUAUAUUCAGACGAGCUUCGUCUGUCAUUGGAAGGAGCAGCCGGGACAUUGGAAUUCAGUUGAAGAGUGACUGCCGCUGAACCUUGAUGGGCGAAUCAGGGUCGCGCCGCUCCACGCUCGUCUCCAGGCUGCCCAUCUUCAGGCGGAGUGUAAGUAAGAGGCAGGACUCGUUGCCCUCCUCCCCAUCCUCGGCCGGCGUGGGCAAUGGCGUUCACACCUCGUCCCCCUCCAGCACUAACUCCAGCAACAGCAGCACGGGCAAGCGCCGCAGCCUGUUCCGCACGCCCUCCAUCAGCUUCAGCAGCAAGAGGAACAGUGAGCCGCCACGCAUCCAGACCCCUCCUCUGGACCCAGCCCGAGACACCAACAGCAGCCAGAACAACCCUCCGCUGGGCUUCCAAGAUGGCGCUGUGCUUCCACGGGCCAAGACGCGCCACUCCUUUGGCUUUGGGGGCCACCGGCAGAAAAAGAUCACCCGCUCGCAGACUGAAGACUUUCAGAAGGUGACCUCCACGGUCAAUAGGAACGUGUUCAUCAACUGCAUCAGCUCAGGUACCAACGAGGGCGAUGACUCGGGGUAUCUGGAUGACUUCAGCAGCGACAGCAAGCGCUCGUACAGGCAGAAGAAACAGCUGCUGCCCAAGUCCUUCUCUGCCCACCACCGCUUCUCCAAGAACUCUGAGCAGUGCAAGCCCCCAGUGGUGAGUGUAGUGCCCCCGACGUCAGAGGGUACCCCGGGCUCGUGGCCAGGCGAGCUGCUGGGGGAGAGCUCCCUGCAGUCGCCCAUGUUGUCUGAGGACCGCACCACGGCCCUCACCCCCUCUGAGUUUAAUGUCCCCAUCACAGAGGACUCUGUGUCCGAGGUGGAUGUGCUGCUUGCCCCCAGCCUCGCUGCCACGCCAGACAACUUCAGCCACGUCGUCUCUACCUCCCAGGUGUUCUUCAUGCCUGCCCAAGCUGCUACAGACAAGCCCCUUCUGCCAGACACCAGCACCGCAAACACCACAGAGUGUGAGACUGCAGUACCUGUCACAGAACCAGCAACAGCUGCAACACCACCAAUGCCACCGGAACAACAAACACAAUCGCAGGAAGAGAAGGAAGAAGGGGAAGAGGAGAAGGAGGAUGUUAUGAUGGUGGAGGAGGUCAGACCAGCGCAGACAGAGACUAGUGAGAGCGAGGCAGGCCCAGUGCGUAGUAAAGGCUACCAUUCCAAUCCAGAGCAGUCUGAGAGGAGGUCCAGGAACACCGUGUUCAUCCAGGAACCAGGCAAGGGAGCGUGCUGCGGUAGACAUGAACCCAGAUCAUGCCACCUGAGGAAACCCCACACAGGUUACUUUGUAUUGGUGAUAACACUGUCCAUGUGCAGCAGCGCCAGCCCCUACCACGAGGUGAUGCGCAUGGAGCGCCGGCUACGUUCCUCCUCUGAGGGUGCCGGGGGGCCACGGGGGCUGCACCUCAACCUCAAAGAUCCCCAUUGCACUGCCGAGGGGAGCGUGCUGCUGAAACAGAGGACCAACUCGUCGUCCUCCAAGCUUGGCAGCCUCGAUGUACUGAACAAUCUGGGCUCGUCUGAGCUGGAUGAGGAUGACCUGAUGUUGGACCUGGACCUCUCUGAUGACCAACGCCAGCGUCACGUAUUCCGAGAGGACUCCAGCCAGUCCCUAGCCUCCUGCCUGAACCUGAUGCACUCCCCACUGGAGCCCAAUGUCGACAGGAUCCCUGGCAGGGAGCCCAGAGACACCACCACCAUCCACAGGGAGCCUUGCCGGCCGACCACCCUGCUGCCAGCUGACUGGUGCCUGGGCCGGGAGGACGAGGCCCCGGGGCUGGAGGCACUACCCCUAAGGCUGAUGCAGCAGGACUGCACUUCCGUCAAGACCCUGCUGCUGCGCCUCCGGAGGACCCUGCAGGAGAGCACUGACACAAGUCCUGCAGGCAGCCUUCAUUCUCUCCCCAUCAGCCCCUGUAGUGAGAAGACUCUGCCCCUAAAGGAGCCGGGGAGGGAAGAGGCUCUGCUGCUGCAGCUGAGGGAGAAGGAUGAGCUGAUCUUCCGACUGCAGGCUGAACUGGAGUGUGCCAAAGCUGCCCUGAUGCCCACCUGCCAAAAACCUGACCGAACUACGCAGACUGACCCUCCUGGACCAGAGUAACCAGCAUCACGUGACCGAGGAGGCACUGUGCAGGUCCUGUGCUGUCGGGGAGAACAAGAUGGGCCCAGUAAAGUAUCUUAUCGGCUGCAGAGCUGACAGCUGCGUGAGGGGUGCUGCAGUAGGUGCCGGGUAGCUUUGAUGUACAUGGAGCUUUGCCUCCCAUCAUCUUUGCGCUCCAUCAGUCCUCAUCAUUGUGCUACCGGCUCCAUGCACUCCUACUGCUCCAACUUCCAGACCUCUCUCUCUUUCUGCCUCACCUCUAAACACGUGAUGUCACCAACUGGAGGAGCCUUCCUCUUCUCGCUUCCUCUUGUAAACGUUGCUCUCCUUACAGUCCUAGGGCUCAAUUAAAUCAAGUCCGCAUUACGUUACUGUAUUCACGCAGUAGCUCUGCUCCGUCCUUUAGUGUCCAUCCUGAGAUUGGAAGGUUGGGGUUUGAUCGCCGGCAAAGUCAUACCAUAAACUCUUUAAAUGGGACCCGAAGCCUCUCUUUUUGGCAGGCAGCAUUAAGGAAAUGGACUAGGGUUAAGGCCCUGCGAUAGACAAGCAUCGUUGUACAUCAACCUGCAAAGAAAAUAAAUAGACUUGGUUUUGGGUACUGUAAAACUCUACUGCUACCAUGUAGUCUCCUGUAGAAGUGACACUACAAACAUUGCUGAAGACAUGGUGGACCAGUGACGGAGAGUGAGGUGACAUAGGGCAGGCUGCAAGCCGCCUCUGUCAGGACCAAUGAUCGUCUGUUUCUCCCCUGGCUGUCACACCUUAUUCUACUCUGUCUACACUUGUGUCUGGGAACGCUUAGUUGCGUAAUCACUACAGAGAUCAAGGACACUGAUUGUACCGCAGCUGGCUCAAGCCUCUGCACCGUGUGUUCUCUCUUCAUUUGUUGUACAAUACCGAGAGACAGGCACGACAAAAGUCAGAACUCUCGACAGUCCUUUAAUACAAUGUUUUCAGUUUGUUUUACUAGUUCAUUGUGUCAAAUGUGACUCAUUCUUUUGAGCUUCUCACUGUCUUUUCUGCUCUUUGUCGCAGAGUGUCCCAUGUGGUGUGUCCCAAUGCACAAGCCUUAAGAUAUCUGGUUUUAGGGAACACAUGAAUGACUGCUGGGCCCAGCUGGUCUGUGGCAUCAGUGUUUUCCACUUCAUAAAUUGCCUACACUUGUUUUAAUUUAAAGAAUAUGGAACAUUAACAAAUAUUUCUGCAGAGUUGAAUAUGCUAGAACUUAUUCUUCCUCUGCCAACAAAAUUAGUAACAAACAUAAAAUCAGACAACCCCAUAGUAGAAUAGUUUACGUAUUUACCUAGUCAGCUUGUUGUGCAAGAUAAAUAUUCCUCUCGAGGCACAGUCAAGUUACGAGUGCCAAUAGGGGAGAAAUGGUCAUUCUGACAAGUAGUCAAUGCACACUAAUUCUUAAUGCAAUCGUGGGGGAAACACUUUUGACAGCAGAUUUGAUGGCAUUUGUUAAGAGGGGGAUUCCAGCUUUCCAGUGCUACCGUGUUUAUUUCAAGCGUGGUUUGGGCGCAGCAGAGCUCUUAAAGGGGCAAUGUUGUUUUUAAAGUGCAAUAACCUUUUCUCGAUCAAAUAAUUCCUAAUUAUCAUUUUUUAAUAAUUAUUAAUACAUAAUUAAACAGAUUGAAGGUUCUAAACUCUAAUGAUACUUAUAUGGUUUUAUUACAGAUACUUAUAUAGGCCUACUGAUUUGAUUGGAGUGUCGACAAUGGAGUAAUCAACUGCUGAUUACUGUGUGGCAAAGCCCAUGUUUAACACCUGCUUCAUUCUUCAUGACUAAAAAAAGGAAGCUGGUGGAAGUUAGGCUCUUGCAGGAUUCUUCAAAAAGAAAUCUGUAGGUCAGUUGCUAAACAAGUAUUUUAUAAAUAAAUGACACUGCAAUUUAUACUUGUUGAAAUUUCCUUCAGUAAUUUAAUUGUCAACAAUAAUGUUUUCAAGUACAUUGAUCAAAAAUAUGAACGCAUCACGUAAAGUGUUGGUUUCAUGAGCUGAAUUAAAAGAUCCUAAAAAUGUUCAAUAUGCUCAAAAAACAUAUUUAUCAAAAAUGUUGUACACACUUUUGUUUACAUACCUGUUAGUGAGCAUUUCUCCUUUGCCCAGAUAACCCAUCUACCUGACAGGUGUGGCAUAUCAAGAAGCUGAUUAAACUGCAUGAUCAUUACACGGGUGUACUUUGU
Oncorhynchus gorbuscha (pink salmon) is the source of this 4454-nucleotide messenger RNA. RefSeq names its product serine-rich coiled-coil domain-containing protein 1-like. The transcript has 12 exons. The record is from RefSeq and is a predicted model, not a curated record. Bases 199 to 2265 code for a protein of 688 amino acids. Lineage: Eukaryota; Metazoa; Chordata; Actinopteri; Salmoniformes; Salmonidae.